AUGACCGUCUCCGAAUCGGUUAAGAGUGCCGUUGGGCUUGCGGAUAACACCGCACUGGGAACCGCCCUUGAUUGGCCUGAGGCCAAAAAGCGGGCUGAUCAAGUACGGAAAUGGGGGAUCGAGCAAUUGCUUGCCAAUUGGCAGAGAGCCAGAGGAAAGGAGCGAGAUGCUCUCUUGUGGGGCGAUGAGGUUGAGUAUCUCGUCGUUGCUGUUGACGAGGAGGCGAAGAAGGCUCGGCUAUCUUUGGCCCAAGCAGAGAUCCUGAAGUCUCUUGCUCGGGAUGAGGCUCUAUGGAAGACGAGAGAUUCGUCACAAAGCCAGAACAAUGACCAUGAGGGUGAAGAACCUCCCCAUUUCCAUCCGGAAUUUGGGCGCUUCAUGCUAGAAGCAACUCCGGGAAGACCGUGGGGAAUUGACUUCAAGGAUCUUCUCAAGGUUGAAUCAAAUAUGAAAUGGAGGCGAGAGGUUGCCAAAACCCACAUGGCACCAAACGAGUACCCCAUUACUCUAACCACUUUCCCCCGUUUGGGCACGAAGGAUGAUUACAUCCAACCGUAUUAUCCGCCAUCGGGCCCGGCAUUGCGGUCGCAGUUUGUUCCUGAUGAGAUCGCCAAUCCUCACAUCAGAUUCCCGACUCUCGCGGCCAAUAUCAGGUCCAGGAGAGGCCGGAAGGUCGAGCUAAAUGUUCCGGUUUUCAAGGACACAAACACCCCCCAGCCUUUCAAGGAUCCCACGGUCAACUACGAUCUUCAUAUUUGGCCCGAGGAUGACGAUGUCAGGAACGGAGCUGCGAAGGACGAUCAUGUUUAUAUGGACGCCAUGGCAUUCGGAAUGGGCAGUUGCUGUCUCCAAAUUACCUUCCAAGCCAAAAACAUGACCGAGGGAAGGAAAUUAUACGACCAACUGAGCCCGUUGGGACCUAUUCUUCUGGCCCUUACUGCAGCAACCCCGAUUUAUAAGGGAUUUCUCGUUGACACGGAUGUCCGCUGGAAUCAAAUCGGAAAUGCUGUAGAUGACAGAACCCGAGAGGAACUAGGUGAAGCUCCUCUGCAGAACGACAGGUGGAGAAUUCCCAAGUCCAGAUAUGCAUCGAACUCGACCUAUAUCUCCCAAGAUCCUCGUCUACGAAAGGAUUAUCUGGACCCUGACUUGAUUGUUGAUGAAGACAUCAAAAAGCGAUUGAUGGAGGGUGGCAUGGAUGAGCUUCUAGCAACGCAUUUUGCUCAUCUCUUCAUCCGCGACCCAUUGGUUAUUUUCUCUGAAGACCUCGAGGAAUUAGAUCUAAACAAAGCAGACCACUUCGAAAACUUGCAGUCGACGAACUGGCAACAUAUGCGCUUCAAGCCGCCGCCACCUGAUAAAGAAGACAUUGGCUGGCGGGUUGAAUUCCGCUCGAUGGAAAUUCAGAUGACCGAUUUCGAAAACGCGGCAUUCAGCAUUUUCAUCGUGCUUAUCACUCGUGCCAUCCUGAGCUUCAACCUGAAUUUCUACCUCCCUAUCCCACGAACCACCGAGAAUAUGGAAACGGCCCAUGCCCGCAACGCCGUCCAUGAUCGGAAGUUCUAUUUCCGAAAGGACCCUUUCUCUCGGCGCCCUACCAGACAACACCAGCAAUCAGCCACCGGAAGCGCAAUGUCGUCCGCUACAUCGUCUGCAUGCAACACGCCCCCUCCAUCGCCGCCACUUGGUCCGGUUGAGUCGGAAUAUGAGCUCAUGACCAUUGCAGACAUUGUCAAUGGCUCGGAAGACGGAUCAUUCCCGGGGCUCAUUCCCCUAGUUGAGUCUUACUUGAACAGUGUCAAUGUGGAUGUCGAGACGCGUUGCUUCCUGGCACGAUACCUCGAUCUGAUACGGAAACGAGCCAACGGAACCCUCUGGACUGGAGCCCGGUGGAUCCGCGAAUUUGUUGCGUCUCAUCCCGCGUAUAAACAAGAUAGUGCGGUUCCCGAAGAGAUCUGUUUCGAUCUCGUCAAGGCUGUUGAUGAGAUGUCUGUGAAGGAGGGCAAGCACGGAACUGUUGGGUGGGAGCUUCUGAGGGGUAAGAAAUAG
Messenger RNA from Aspergillus steynii IBT 23096, 2049 nucleotides. RefSeq names its product glutamate--cysteine ligase. Gene Ontology annotation, molecular function: glutamate-cysteine ligase activity. The transcript is spliced from 7 exons. The record is from RefSeq and is a predicted model, not a curated record. NCBI's taxonomy places the organism in Eukaryota, Fungi, Ascomycota, Eurotiomycetes, Eurotiales, Aspergillaceae. Bases 1 to 2049 code for a protein of 682 amino acids. Gene Ontology annotation, biological process: glutathione biosynthetic process. Gene Ontology annotation, cellular component: glutamate-cysteine ligase complex.